This is a messenger RNA of Harmonia axyridis, 2853 nucleotides long. Its product is annotated as mannosyl-oligosaccharide glucosidase. Gene Ontology annotation, cellular component: endoplasmic reticulum membrane. Bases 148 to 2664 code for a protein of 838 amino acids. NCBI's taxonomy places the organism in Eukaryota, Metazoa, Arthropoda, Insecta, Coleoptera, Coccinellidae. The record is from RefSeq and is a predicted model, not a curated record. Gene Ontology annotation, molecular function: Glc3Man9GlcNAc2 oligosaccharide glucosidase activity. The transcript is spliced from 7 exons. Gene Ontology annotation, biological process: protein N-linked glycosylation; oligosaccharide metabolic process.
UCUAGAUAAUCAAAAUCUAGGUUAGGUCUACGUUUUCGUAUUUAAAAACAUCUUUGUAUACUUUUAUGUAUAAAUUUAAGGAUUCCUAUCAAAUUAUCAAAAGCUAAAAUUAUUUUUUAACUCACUACUUAUGACAGGAUACAAUUCAUGAUGGUUAGGCAAAGAAAAAAUUUGACUAUAUCUGGAAAAACUGCUGGAAAAUUGAGUGAUAAACAUAGUAGUAGUAGUAACUGUAGUAAUUUCACAAAUAGAAGCAAUACUAUUUAUAAAAAUUAUAUUAGUUAUUGGAAAGAAGUUUUAGUAUGUUUUGUGAUGAUUAUAGCAGUUUCUUUUUCAUAUAUCGGAUAUUUGGAAACUCGAGUAAAUACACCUUAUGAUAACAAACGUACAAUCAUUAAAAGUGGUUUAGAUGUACCAGAAAAGUUCUGGGGAACUUACAGACCUGGAACUUAUUUUGGUUUGAAAACUCGAGAUAAAGAAUCCUUAGUUACAGGUUUAAUGUGGUAUUUUCCUAGACGGUUGAAGCCUGGUGGGGAUGGCAUUAGACAUUGGUGUGAACAGUCAGAUAACUUGGAUCGUUAUGGCUGGUUAAAACAUGAUGGUGUCAACUUCGGUGUACAGGAAAUUGUAGAUAAUCCAUUUAUUUUCACAACAUCUUUCAUAAAAAAGAGUGGAGGUAGCCAUGGUGGAGAUUGGAGUGCUAGAAUUGAUGUUAAAACUAUGCCAAACUAUAGUAUCUUUGAAGGUGAAGAGGUAUCUCUCAUUUGGUAUGUGGCAUUGGAUGAAACAACCAAAGGUCAAAUAUGGUCUUCCAAUUCUGAAACUACAUUUACUGGCAUAAAAGGUGAAACUGAAGGACUGGGACAAUUCAGUAUAAAAUUGACAAAUCAUUCUGGCUUAACUGAUAGUGAAUCUUUUCUUAUGACAAGAACUCCUGGUCUUCAUUUGUUGAGAGAAGUAACUAUAUCAUCAUUACGUUUAGUACAGAAAGGAAAGGAUUCAAAGAAAAGAGUGAUGUUAGCAGGAAAUUUAUUGCAAGGUGAUGAGGUAAGUAUACUUCAUUCAAUAUGUGGAGACUACAUAAAAAAAAUUAAGAAAAAUUCUAAUUUUGUAGCCACUCAAAUAACAGGAAUAGUUCCUUUUACAUUGGAUGUGAUCUUUGAAUCGGGUAGUUUUGGAGUGAGAGAAGAGACAUUGAGUGGACAAACUUAUACGAAUCUUCUAGAGAAGCAUAAGUCAACCUUCAACGAAAAGUUUGAGAAAGUUUUCAAUUUGAAGCAAAAAGGAUUUAACACCAAAAGUAUUAAAUUUGCUCAGGCAGCACUUAGCAAUUUGAUUGGUGGAAUUGGUUAUUUUUACGGAGCUUCUAGAGUACAAAGCACUUAUACUAAUGAACCUGUAAAUUAUUGGAAUGCUCCAUUAUAUACAGCUGUUCCUUCAAGGAGCUUUUUUCCUAGAGGAUUUCUCUGGGACGAAGGUUUUCAUGGAUUGUUGAUUUCAAAGUGGGAUAUCAAUAUUGAAAUGGAUAUUAUUGGCCAUUGGAUGGAUUUGAUGAAUGCUGAAGGAUGGAUUCCUAGAGAACAGAUAUUAGGAGAGGAAGCAGUGGCAAAAGUUCCAAAUGAGUUUGUUGUUCAAAGGAAUACAAAUGCUAAUCCGCCAACAUUCUUUAUCACCUUACAGUUUAUUCUUGACAAUUAUGAGAAUGAUCUGAAUCCAGGUCAGCUAGCAAUGCUUGAAAGGAUGUAUCCUAGGUUACAGGCUUGGUUUUCAUGGUUCAAUUCAACUCAAAAAGGUUCUCUUCCUGGUUCAUAUCGUUGGAGAGGAAGAGAUGACAAGACUAACAAAGAAUUAAAUCCCAAAACUUUAACAUCUGGAUUAGAUGAUUUCCCCAGAGCAUCACAUCCUACUGUUGAUGAGAGGCAUAUAGAUCUCUAUUGCUGGAUGGCUAUUGCAGCAUCAACAUUACAUAGAUUAGGUACUCUCUUAGGCCAGGAUACGUCGAAAUAUGAAGCAACUGCUCUUUAUCUUACGGAUAAUAAACUGAUGAAUAAGCUUCACUGGUCAUCAUAUUCACAAACUUAUGCUGAUUACGGUUUGCAUACUGAUGCUGUUAUCUUGAAAAGGCCUGAUAUUGUGCCUAGAUCCCCGAAUCAGAACAGAGAAAUGGCGAGAGUUACACUUAAAAACCCAGAAUAUCGUUUCGUUGACACAACAUUUGGAUAUGUCAACCUUUUCCCAUUCUUGCUUAGGAUUUUAGAACCAACAUCAUCACAUUUGGGCGUUUUAUUGGAAAAAAUACGAAAGCCUGAACUACUGUGGACAAAUUAUGGCUUGAGGUCACUGUCAAUGAAUUCUCCAUUAUAUAUGAAAAGGAAUACAGAACAUGACCCUCCAUAUUGGAGAGGUCAGAUUUGGAUCAAUAUCAAUUAUUUGGCUGUUAGAGCUUUACAUUAUUAUUCAAAUGAAAGUGGUCCAUAUCAAAAAGAAGCAGCUAAACUAUACAAGGAACUGCGAAUGAAUGUGAUUCAAAAUAUAAUGAGGCAGUAUGAGAAAUCUGGGUUCUUAUGGGAACAGUACAAUGACAAAACAGGUCAUGGUAGCGGCUGUAGACCUUUUACUGGAUGGACAGCAUUAGUGUUGUCUAUAAUGAGUGAAAAAUUCUAGUACAUUUUUGUAGAAAGUUAAAAAUAUCUGAAUUAGUCCAUUCUAUUGAUGAAGCUCAAACCUCCCUGAAACUUUAUGCUUCCACUUUUGUAUUAUUUGUUGAUAGUAAAACAUUACAAUAAUUAAAAAUAUUAUCAAUUUGUAGCCCAUUUCUAUCUUUCAUUAAUAAAUGUAUGUUUAUUGUUUUUA